GAUACGCUAUUUUCUGAGAACGGUGUCUUUCACGGCCAUGAGAAGAUAUCAUGUGGCAUUUUUGACGAUCUGGAGUUUGUACGUCGGCUGCAUUGCUGCAGCAUCUCCACCUUCUACUCUUGAAGUGGGGCAUCCGUUUCAUCACGCUAAAUUAGCACCCAGCAGUGGCAUUGUCGAGAACCAGGAAGAAGAUCCCAUUUCCAAGUUUCGUGUCGUUUUCCCGGUAGACGGAGAUGUCGAGACACUUCCUCUCGCAUUCCGAGUCGACAUUGAAGUGCAAAGCGUCAGUAGAUACAGAGCGGAAUAUGGAGAUAAAUUACUCUGUGUCGAGCUGAACGCAACAUGGCAAGAGUGCGGGUCGUUUGCCGAAGCAAGUAUUGGAUUCGACGGUCUCCCUACUGGGAGUUAUUUCGCUCGGGCUUUCAUUACCGAUGAGCGAGGUAUUGUCCGAUACCGUGAAACUCCAUCUCUCACGAUUACAGUUGUGACAGAUGAAGAUUUUAAUGUGUACAGUUCUGCAAUGAUGGAGCUGAAUGGUGAUAGUUCUCGAAAUGGAGAAAGCCUUUUGAACUGGGCGACUUAUCAGCAGAUAUUGGCAAGACUUUCAAUACCAACUAUUGGUGUAACUAAGUCGAGUGUUAAUACUAACAAAACUCAACUAGUGAUUGGAGUCAAGACAGCAGUGGUGGAGAAUUUUGAAUAUCGACAAAGUAUUCGCGAAACGUGGGCGAGUCCCAACGCUCUUCCACAUGACGUGAAAGUGGUUUUUGUGGGUUGUACGCCAAACUUGGCUGACAUUCAGAACAAGGAUAAGCGAGAGAGGAUUCAAGCUGCGAUUAGUUUGGAAAAGCAAACGUACGCCGACUUACUAACUGAUGAAUUGGACUGCGAAGAAUCUUCCGAAGACCUACCGAAGGUGAAGGGAUUCCUACGCUUUGUCACGAACGCAUUUUCACAGGCGCCCUUUGUUAUGAUUGCAAACGAUGAUAUUUAUCUCAGAGCUGACAGAUUGGAACACGAGCUGCGCAGAGAGGACCAUCUACAGCGACUUUAUAUCGGACAAGUGUGGAAAACACUCCAUGACCGAACUCUAGAGGAUUACUAUCCAUUGCACACGUAUCCGUCAUUUGCAAUCGGACAGCACUAUUUGCUCUCGAUGGACUGCGCCCGCUUCAUUGCCAAGAACAGUGGGAGAUUGCACGGUUUAGGCGGUGCGGACGAUAUCAGUGUUGCGCUGUGGCUACUGACAAUGCAAGUGCAUGUGGAGAAUACCGUGGCAUUUUCAGGCUUAAGAACAGGAACAUGCCAGAAUAAGCUCAUUUCGCUAGCAGAUGUAUCAUCAUUUGGGAUUCGAUUUAUUCAUGCUAAUCUGGUUGACAAGCGCGCUUUGUGUGACGGGUUUGAUGAGGUAGCUUGGCAAAGAAACAAAACUAAUGCAGAAAUCGACUCGCCCUCCCACUCGAGCUUUGCGUCUUUAGUUGAGAUCCAGGCUUACGUGCACGACCUUGAAGAUACUGAGUAUUUACUUAUCACGACUGUGGUUUCAACAAGGGGUACUGCUGGCGUCAAGGUGUCUUACCAUCCAUCGGCAGAAACAUUUCGCGCCUACUCCAGGCGGGUUUGUUUAGAAGCGCGAAUACUAAUCCACAACACAAAUCCAAAAUCGUGGAUGUGCCAUGGCAUAGCUCAAACGUUACGAACUCGGAUCCAGGAACUGUUCCAUCGUGUCGAGGCAAUAGGAUCUAUUGGCCCAGGGUUUCUAGAGUUGUGGCGACACAACCUUUUCGUUGCCAAUGAAGAUGCUUCGCCGUUGAUUGUUGGAUAUACAACCGAGUCUUCUUACGCGUCGGUUGUAUUUGAGUGCAUCUUCAAGGCCAUUUUCGAGAGCCACACUCGCCCCAUUUUGGUUGUGCCCGAAAAGGUAUUGCGAUUAUAUUAUGGCAACAAUCCUGACGUCUUCAUCUUCUCGAUUUUCGAUGCUGACUGUGAACCAAUGACCAACGAUGGAUGUCAUGAAAUGAUCGCAUACUACAUGCAAGAGUACUUGUACCCUGUUGAAAAAGAUAGAGCGUCGAAGGUUAUGAUGAUAUCUGGCGAGGCGAUAGAUACCAAAGAACUGGAUGACCGAGUUCCUUUGCUGUCAUCAGUAUCAAUCGUGCCACGACUGCAACAUGUGUACUUGCCAGUAGUAAGCAUCUCGUUUGCUGAACGACUGCGAAAUAACCCGACGGAGUUACUUUCUUCAGCGUCGAGACCGCUAAUCGAUCCCAGUGAACGACGAUUUUGUGCGUAUCUGUACGCGCGUUGUGAUCGACCCCAUCGCGAGUAUAUGUUUGACUUGUUGAACGCUGUGGAGCCUGUCGACGCUCUCGGAAUUUGCGCAGGUUCUUCAAGACCGCCAGACAAAUCAUACAAAGCAUCACGUUACGCCAAAUGGUUUAACGAUGAAGCUGUAACGUCGUACAAGAACUAUAAGUUUGUUGUAGCGUUCGAGAAUUCGGCUGAACCAGGUUACGUGACAGAAAAGCUUGUAAAUCCUUUGCUUGCGGGUAGUAUUCCCAUCUACCUGGGUAACUCGACGACGGCUUCACAACUGUUUAAUCCUGACAGCUAUAUCGAUUGUGGACACUUUGAGAAACUGGAAGAUUGCGCUGCAUUUGUGUUGGAAGUUCAUAAAUCGCCAAGGCUGUACGACCAGAUGCGGCGAGAACCACCAAUACGAAAUAUCACAUUGUUUGAUGAAGUAUUUUCGUGGCAUCCUUCGGUUCCGAGCCGAGCCAUGGCAGACAAAGUGGCGAGAAUGCUUCAACUAGACAUUUAGUUCACACAUAUCUGAAUAUAAUGAAAUAAUUUUCUGUUCUCUGGAUUUUAUAUCCAGAGUCCUAUUCAGGAU
Phytophthora nicotianae INRA-310 is the source of this 2893-nucleotide messenger RNA. RefSeq lists its product as hypothetical. The transcript has a single exon. Gene Ontology annotation, molecular function: fucosyltransferase activity. Lineage: Eukaryota; Oomycota; Peronosporomycetes; Peronosporales; Peronosporaceae. The coding region runs from base 38 to 2821 and encodes 927 amino acids. The record is from RefSeq and is a predicted model, not a curated record. Gene Ontology annotation, cellular component: membrane.